GACUCAAGGAAAUUUUCAGCAAAUGCUUUAAUUGUGUCCUUCGAGAGGAUGACCUUAAUAUUAUUUUGUAUUAUUCAAUCAACUGCAUUAGAUUUUUUUUGUCUUCUUUUCUGUUCACUAUUCUCCAAAUUUACAUUAAAAGAAACAUAUUGUCAACUUAUGUGAAAAACGCAGCACUCAUGUAAUGGGAAAGGAACUACAUAGACGAUUAUAUUUUGACAUAGACACUCUAUCUCAUCUCAUCUUAUCUCAUCAAAUUUUUAUUGUUAUAUCAUCAAAAUGAAAACAAAACUCUCACUGCAAGUAAUUGUACGACCAUACUUUUUUCUAUUGCUAAGUACUAUAUUUCCUUAAACUUUCUAACAUACUUUAUAGGUUAACUUACUACAGUAGUGAGUUUUAAUUUUGGAAAUAAAGAUCCAUCUACUGAUCAUAAACGUUUUGUUUUAAUAAGAAGAUUUCUUGGCAAACGAUUUAAGUUAUUAUUACUUCUAAAAUCUUUGCAAACAAAGCUAGUAAUGUUUAAUUUUCCAGUUAACUGAUCCAAAAACAGUAAGUGCAGUAGAAAAUUUAGAAGCUGUGUCUGCAAUGGUUAUGGAAAUACCUCAGAAUGAUAAUUACAACGACGAAUCAUUAGAAGUAACUCCAUACAAUUCGAUUACUGUUUCUCAACCUACAACUGCUUCUAAAGCAAAAAUUAUUUUCAAAUCAAAAAAUAAUGUUAAACAAACUUCGCCGCCACCAUCACCAAUACUUAGUUCAACAACAUCAAAACUAUCAUUAUCAGAAGUGACUACAAAUGUAAGCAUUUAUAAUAUACAUUCUUACUUAUCUAAGAAAAAUCAUUUUGUCGCCUCCAGUAUAUAGUAUAACUAGAUUUUUAAUCUUUCUCCUCGGUUGUUCACGUAUCAGAUCCAAAUGAUCAAAAUCAAUUAUAUAUACUAUUAUCAAACAAAAAUAUUUAUAUGCAAAAGAACGCUGCAAUAAUGAUCCCAGUGAAGAAGGUACCAAGCAUUUGGUACACGAAUUAGUGCUGCAGAUAUUUACAGCUGAGGAAUUGGAAUAUUGUUCGGUGGAUGGCAAAAUACAACGGUCAAUAUCAUUUGAUACUAGUAAAUUCCGUACCAUUGACUAUCAUUUAUUUACUCUUUAUGGUGUACGCUAUUCCUCAUUUAGACAGAGCAAACGUUUUGCUAUUGAUUUACGUCAAAAACAUAGAUC
This is a messenger RNA of Didymodactylos carnosus, 1221 nucleotides long. Lineage: Eukaryota; Metazoa; Rotifera; Eurotatoria; Philodinida; Philodinidae. The record is from the annotation of a GenBank genome assembly.